CCGACCAACUCGUUCCCUUCAUCACCCUCACUGCGGAUCACCAACUCGUCCCCUUUACCAAACCUCCAAUGGCGACUCGUGCAUUUUGGCGAUCAAAGUUCGCAUUUUUCUCUUCAAUACUCCUUCAAAACCUGAAAACGACGCCCAUCAAGUCGACCCCAAUGCUUCUAAAAUCCACGGAACUUGAACUCGAGUCCUGGAGAUCCAUUCGUGGGCUGAGGCUGUAUCACGACGGGAGCCCCAGAGGACCGCUCUGGAGGGGCAAAAAGCUGAUCGGCAAAGAAGCGCUUUUCGUAAUCUCGGGUUUGAAGCGGUUCGAGGACGACGAAGAGAAGCUCGAGAAGUUUGUAAAUGCCCGCGUUUUGAGACUGUUGAAGAUGGAUAUGAUUGCUGUUCUCACUGAGCUCGAGCGCCAGGAAGAAGUCGCUUUGGCAAUUAAGGUAUUUAAUGUUAUUCGGAAGCAAGACUGGUACAAACCGAAUGUCUAUCUGUAUAAGGACUUAAUUAUUGCAUUAGAAAGAUCUAAGAAAAUGGAGGAUGUUAUGCUACCGUGGGACAGCAUGAAAAAGGAGGAUCUGUUUCCUGAUUCUCAAACAUAUACGGAAGUUAUCAGGGAUUUUUUGAACUGUGGUUGUCCUGCAGAUGCAAUGAACAUUUAUGAGGACAUGAAUCAGUCUCCAGAUCCGCCGGAGGAGCUGGCAUUCCGGAUUUUGUUGAAGGGCCUUCUGCCACAUCCCCUUUUGAGAAACAGAGUCAAGCAAGACUUUGAGGAGCUGUUUCCCGAACAGCAUGUUUACUAUCCUCCGGAAGAGAUAUUUGGCAUGCGUGGCUGAGGUCUGCAUCUAUGCUUUGCUCCUACUUCAAUCUGUUGUAGAAAUUAGCAUGCGCUUCUCUCCACACAGAUGUUAUAUUGAUUUCAUCGCCGGAUUAAAAGUUAUAUGGUUUCAGGGCUUAAAUCUCUCUUUUCAUUGGAGGGCUUCGUUGUAUCCCAACUGAUUAUAGGGUAAUGGAUUGCCUGCUAAAACCUUUAGGUGGUUUAUCCCAUACAUGUAAAAUUGUUAUCCUUCUUUAGAGCAUCAAAGAUCGGAGUUCUUGGAACGUAACUUGUCAUAUUUUGUACAUGUUCUUGUAGGCAUGUAAACUUUUGACCUGACUAUGUUGACAAAGAUGAGCACAUAUGAUUGAUUGUUGUUUUUGUA
Messenger RNA from Pyrus x bretschneideri (Chinese white pear), 1199 nucleotides. RefSeq names its product protein THYLAKOID ASSEMBLY 8-like, chloroplastic. Gene Ontology annotation, molecular function: protein binding. The record is from RefSeq and is a predicted model, not a curated record. Bases 69 to 833 code for a protein of 254 amino acids. The transcript is spliced from 2 exons. NCBI's taxonomy places the organism in Eukaryota, Viridiplantae, Streptophyta, Magnoliopsida, Rosales, Rosaceae.